Molecule: messenger RNA, 1278 nt
Organism: Ectocarpus sp. CCAP 1310/34
Lineage: Eukaryota; Phaeophyceae; Ectocarpales; Ectocarpaceae
Source: the annotation of a GenBank genome assembly
UGUUUUGUUUUGUUGUUGAGAUGAGACACAAGCGCGCCUUCGCCCCUUGUGCUCACUCUCAUCUAGCACUAAUCAAAGCCUGACCAGGGAGUCAGUUGAUAAGAGCAUCUAUCUACAUUUCUCUUUCGAAAGCUCGCUCGGGCCUACCGAUCUCACAGCAGUGUAGACCAACCUCUGUGAUAGAGCGGUGACAGCAGUGUAACCUCUGUGGUAGACUACAAAGUCUACGAGCUACAGCAGCACCGCCACCUCCGCUGCUGCAGGACGCCACAUUUUGUGACACCGUACAUACAUAAUGUAUUUGAGUAUGCUGUUUGCUUGUACAAACACCGAUAUUUGCGUGGUGUUCCGGGAGGUCGGGCUGACGGUGUCGGAGAGGAAGACGGAGACAUUGGUGAUGCGGGUGAAGGAGAAACAGCGACCGCCGCCGACGCCACCGCUGCCGCUGACCAUCAAAGCAGCGGGGCAAAGGUACGCACAGACGACCGAGUUCCGAUACCUGGGCGGCCUCAUCAACGAGCAGGGCGACCUCACCCGAGAGAUCAACCACAGGAGCAAAGCAGCAUGGGCGUGCAUUAGGCGAUACGCCACGGAGCUCUUCGACCGACCGGGAGCACCGUUUCGCCUAAAGGCCCGCCUACUCCAGGCAGAGGCAGUGGCGGCACUGCUAUACGGCUGCAUGACAUGGUCCCCACGCCGCAACCACUACCGGCUGCUGCAGACGACACACCACCGUCUGCUUCUGCGAGUUAUCGGCUACCGGCGCAAACGAGGCACCUACCGGCAGCUGUCAUACGCCCAGGCGCUGAAGAGGGUCGGCUGCCAGAGCGUGGAGGCCACUGUCCGUCAACGGCGCCUGCUCUUUGCGGGGGCCGUGGCAAGACAGCCGGACGGGCGGCUUCCGAAACGGCUGAUGUUCGGCGAGUUGGUGGGAGGGGAGAACCCGGGCCGGGGAAGCCCGGAGCAGAACUGGCUGAUAUGCCUGAAGGACGACCUGAAGAUGUUCGAAGCCAGACACGGCUCCACGCCCGACAAGCGGAGCUUCUUCGGAAUCCCGAAGCCAGACUGGGACGAGGCGGCGAAGGUGGAGGGGGGGGUACCGUGGCACGCGGGGGUGCUACAGGGAGCUGAGAGGUUUAUGGCCUCUUGGCACAAGGGCAAGGAGAAGGCCAGCCGACAACGAGCCAUCAAACGAGGAGACAGCGGGCCCAAAAAUAGUCUAGAUACGGCACCAAUCAACGGGGCGGGAGGGGGGCGGGAAGAAACCGCGCGGGAAGA